AUGCCACGGCAACCUCUCUAUAAAUCUCCAUCCAAGAAAAAAAAACGAGAAGGAAGCGAAUGUCCGCUGGACAGAGACGAGCCCACAGGGAGGGCCUGCUGGGAGCUCCACAUCACGGCCUCCGACGGCCUCCACGCUGCCUCCGCCGUCGUCCACGUCAACGUCAAGGACAUCAAUGACAACGCGCCUUUCUUCCCUAACCUCACCAUCAACGCCACCGUCCCAGAGAACGAUGGAGCAGCAGGAGCGGAGGUGACCAGGGUGGUGGCCGUGGACUACGACGACCCCCUCGAGAGCACCAACGCCCUCCUCACCUACUCCGUGGAGAAGAACGUCAUCGACGAACACAGCGGCCAGCCCAUCUUCACCAUCGACGCCCACACCGGCAGGAUCAGCACUGCCCUGUGUUGCCUGGACAGAGAGCGGACGCCCUUCUACGCUAUCCAGGUGGUGGCCUCCGACGGCGGCGGGCUCAAAGGUACAGGAACGGUGCUGGUGACGGUGGGAGACGAGAACGACGUGUCGCCCAAGUUCUCGAGGCAAGAGUGGUUGUUGACGGUACACGAGAGCGUCGAGGUCGACACCACACUCGCCUUCCUCACCGUCGACGACCCAGAUAUAACCAACAGUUUUGUCUUUCGGAUCGUGGCGGACAGUGGGUUCGGUUGGGAGCGGUUCCGUCUGGUCAGUUCGGACCAAGGCAGCGGCGCCCUGCAGGCCGUGAAGACUCUAGACUACGAAGACCCCGUUCAGCGACAGGGUUUCCGGUUUAAAGUUCAAGUAUCAGACAAGGAGGAAGAUCGCUGGGACGACGACGACCACAUGGACACGACCUGGGUGGUGGUGGCGUUGGUGGACGACAACGACAACGCCCCCGACCUCUCCGCCCACUCCGCCAACCUCACCCUCUCAGAGGACACGCCCGCCGGCCAGCACCUCACCACCUUCACCGCCACCGACAGGGAUCAGGGCGGUGAGGACGAGGUACGCUACACCAUCGACCCCAGCAGCGACCCCUUCAGGCUAUUCGCCGUCGACUCCGCGGGCCGCGUGCAUCUCCGUCGGCAGCUGGACCGUGAAGCCGCGCCGCGACACGUGGUACACGUGCUGGCGGUGGACAGCGGCGUUCCCGCCCGCACCUCCACCGCCACCCUCCUCCUCGACGUCACCGACGUCAAUGACAACGGCCCGAACGUGGCCAACCCCAACACCUUGUACGUGCUGGAGAACAGCGGUCCCCGGCACGUGGGCGACCUCAAGUUGGACGACGCCGAUGACUGGUCGCUGGGACACGGCCCGCCCUUCACCGUCAAGUUGGCCGACGACGCUCCGGCCCACAUUAAAGAGACCUUCGCUGUCGACUUCGACGAAAAAGGCGACGAAGGACGCGGAGUGGUGGUAGUGACAUCGCUGGGGCCGCUGGACCGGGAGGAGGCGGUGACGCGGCUCCUGCCACUGGUGCUGGGCGACGCCCGCAGUUUGGUUGCCACCGCCACCAUCACAGUCACCGUCGCCGACCUCAACGACAACCCCAUGAGGCCCGCCAACAAGACCGUCAGCGUCGUCAGGUUCAGGGGGGAUGACGUGCCUAUCCCAGUGGGCCGUGUGUACGUGGAGGACGCCGACGACUGGGACGCCGGGGACAAGACGUGGGCGUGGGUGGAGGGCGGCGGGCAUGGACACCCGCUCUUCACCCUCGACGCCCACACCGGACACCUCACCAUGAGUGGACACGCCCCAGACGGCACGUACGAGCUGGGCUUCCUGGUGAGUGACGUGACGCAGGGCCAGAGAGACGUGUCGGCCAACGUGAGCGUCUCCGUCAGCAGCGUGGGUCGCGACGUGGUCUCCUGCGCCGUCCCCGCCCUCCUCACCUCCCACGACCCCCGCGCCCUCGUCACCCCUCGCCAGCAUGAAGGGAGCUCCCCGUUGGCAGCCCUGACAGCAUCAGUGGAGCGGGUGGCUGGGGUGGGCGUGGGCGUGCUCUCCCUGGAGGUGCAGGAGUCCUCCUCCGUCAGCAGCAGCAGCAGGGAGGCGGGGGCCAGGGUGUGGUUCACCGCCAGGUCUCGGCAGCCUCUUGAUCAGCUCCUCCUCCUACACCGUCGCAAGAUAUCAACCGAGUCUGGCGUAAGCGUUGCGAGUGUGGGUGUGGGCAUGUGUGUGAUGGCUCCUGCAGCAGAGGACUCCAAGGGCGGCGGAGUGUGGGUGGUGGACGCCAACAGGACGGCCCUUGUAACCCCGCGCCUGCAGGUGUCGGACAGCGGGUGUAGCUGUCACGCCUACCGUCCACAGCUGGCCCACCCGCGACAGGUGACACACAGCGCCGCCGCCCACCCCAGUGUCGCCGCCGUCACCCAGCCCGCCUCCUGUCACCCCAAUCCUUGCCUCAACGGCGGCCGCUGCGUCGCCCACACCCGCCACCCCAGGUGUGUGUGUCCAGAAGACACGAGCGGGUCGGUGUGUAAGCAGCUGAGUCGGUUUUUCCGAGGUAGAGGGUGGGCGUGGGCGGCCCCCAUCCCAGUCAGCACCCAGGUUCACAUCACGCUGGAGCUGCGUACUACGCUCCCCGACUGUCUCCUGCUGUACGCCGGACCUGCUGAUGACCUGCUGCCCCCAGGAGCAAGGCUUCUGCAGGAGGACGUGGUGAGUUUGGAGCUCGUAGGAGGCCGCCCCCAGGUGCUGGUCGACCUGGGCACGAGCCCCGUCCUCCUGGACCCCUCCGAGGGCCACCUGGUGCCCUCCCUCGCUGACGGCCGCUGGCAUCGUCUUGACCUGGUCGUGGCGCGUCAGAAAGUGGAGGUGAUUGUAGAUCGGUGUCAAGAAGGUGGGGAGUGUCGGCUAGCGGCGCCACUGCCUACCCAGGACCAGGUGUUGGGUAUUGCUGCCCCCCUGCAAGUGGGGGGUCUGGCCCGCGCCCUCCCACACCUCCAUCAGCACCACGGCUGGCCUACCCAGCUCUCACAACAACCAUUCCGAGGCUGCAUCCGUAACCUCAGAGUUAAUGGAGAGCUGCGGGACCUGGGGGAGGCGGUGCUGGGGGAGGACAGCUGGCCAGGGUGCCCCGGCCAGGACCCGUGCUCCCUGGCCGGCCACCCCUGCACUCAACACCACACGUGCAUGGAGAUGGAGGGAGGUGCAUGGGGGUGCGGGUGUGUGCCCGGGCGGGGAGGGGCAGACUGCUCCUCCUGCACCCAGCCAGCCUCCUUCUCCUCCAGCAGCUACGUGAAGGUGGCACUUUCCGCCGCCCCGGUGCCCAACACUACCUCCAUCCAGCUGAGGUACCGUACGUGGGAGGAGUCUGGCCAGCUAAUAGCAGUGACCUCUCAACACGGCCGGGACCUUGCCGUCCUGCAUCUGGUUGACGGUCAUGUCUGCCUCAAGAUGCUUCUUCAUCCCACCGCCCUCAUCCACCUCUGUCUCUCCCAAGUGCUUCUUACCGAUGGAGAAUGGCACACUGUUUAUGUCCGCAGAUACGGUCAGUGGGUGGAGCUGCAGGUGGACGAGGGUGACGGAGCACUGUACAACGCCACCCCCACGCCGGCGACGCUGCAGGGGUGGUCGACGCCUCUCCUCAUAGACAAGCAGGAGGGUGUGCAUGUAGGAGGGUCGCCAGAGUAUGUUGGCGUCAGUCUCUACACCGUCCAUUAUGACUUCCACGAUGGUUGCCUGGACGAUCUGCGGGUGUCUGGCAUCCAGCUGCCAUUGCCGCCGCUGCUCAACACCUCCUCGUGGGCUCAAGCCACUAUGUUCACUAACGUGGCGCCGGGCUGCACUGCCCCCUCCGCCUGCACCAACAUCACCUGCGAGGAGCCCUUCACCUGUCUUGACGUGUGGUGGAGGCACGAGUGUGGAUGUCCGGUUGGGGCGACCCUGACGCAGGAAGGAAGCGCCUGCCAGGACAUAGACGAGUGUGUGUGGUCGCCUUGCUUAAACGGUGGGUCCUGCAUGAACAUGGAUCCAGGCUACUACUGCGUCUGUCCCGCCUCACACCAUGGUGAACAUUGUGAGGCAAAGUCUGGGAGUCUUCCGUCUCUGGGAUGGUCCAUUGGGCUGCUGGUCGCCGUGCUGGUGUGGGUCAUCCUCUUCAUUGUUGUGGCUGCAGUGUACCUGCUUCGCCAAAGGCAACAACAGCAGCAGCAGCAGCAGCAGCAGAAAGUACCACGAGGAAUAGCUGAGGACACCAUAGCGCAGAUGUCCUCACAAGAUUCAAGCAUUCAGCAUGGACAUCAGACAGAUGUGACAGAGCUCAGUAUUACCAAAAGUUCGACAGUCCAAACACAGCCUCCCUUGAGCAAGGAAACUAAAAUAGUUGGCGUUGACAUUCUGCAGCGGGAGACACAGGCUGGCAGCAGUGAUGGCAGGACAGAAGGAGGGUGUGGCUGCCCACAUCUCCCAACCCUCGACGACCUCCGAAACUACGCUUACGAAGGUGACGGCAGCUCCCCUGGUUCCCUCUCCUCCUGCUGCUCAGGUGGUGAUGGGGGCGGAGAGAUGCGACUCCUCGGAGGCUUCCAAGAGGUAGCCACUUUACUCAACUGCCUUGGUGGACCUCAGUCCAUAGAAUCACCUUCAUUUCAUGGGACUUCAGAUGUGUCAUCAAUGAAGAAAACCAAAAAUCAAGUGACUUGUCCCAGAACUACCAAUAACCAACUCACUUGUGACAAAUUAAUAUUAAAAGAUGACAAUUCCUUAGGAGUACAGCAGUCUGUUUUAUCUAAAACUGAUAUUAAAAAUCAAGCCAAGAAUACAUCAAAAAAGAAUAUUCGAAUCAGUGUUUCAAAAACAGAUACUUUAGAAACUGGAAUUCAUAAUGGUAACAUGUAUCUGGACUCUAGAUUAUGUCCAGCUUUUAUGAAUAAUAAAAGUAAUUCUUUGCCCAGAUCAAAAAUACCAACUAUAUUUAUAAAUAAUCUUCACACAGAAAAUCAAGCACCAAGAUGCAAUACCCGAGAGACUUUGCAUUAUUCCCUCAGAAAGAAGAAAACUCCUUUAUCGAUUACUUCUGCAUUCCCAACAGACACAAGAGACAUUGCCUUACACUGUUGCUGCAGUCAUGGCCCAUUCCCAGAAAACAGAGGUGAAAUACCUUCGAUUCUAACAUCCCAUGGUGUGUGUCAGUCUUGUGUAACAGUGUCUCUCCAGUGGGACAAGAUGGGUCAGCUACAUGGUACACCUAGACGGAGUCUAUCAGCUUCUACUGUAUCCUACUUAACAGAUAAGGAAAACAGUGUCAUUAACCUUGCUUUAUUUGGCAGCCAUAAAAAAGAAACUGAAUGUGCACAUCAAACAUGCUGUUUGCAUGGUUAUUCUCAAAGUUCUCGGCCAUCUGUUUAUACCUGCAAAGCAGCAGAGUCAAGAGUGUGCUCCUGUGCACCCUGCCAAGGUACAACAUUCUCCGGUGUUAGACCAACAUACUUACGGAAUACUCAUCCUAACAUGUUUGCCAGCAGGGAUAAUUUUGCAAGGAAGUAGCGAUCGCUCUAAAAUGCGUACCUUUGGUGCAGCAUUAACAUAUAUGUGCCUGAAUCCUUCUCUUUUUUUUUUUUCCCCCUGUCAUUGUUUCUAAAUAGAAAAUUACUUUUCCAUGUGACAUUUUAAUAUGCAUGACCAGUGACAAAAUUAUCAUGUUUCCUUUGGCUUGAUUAGAAAAAUAUUUACCAAUAUAUCUUUGUACUUUUAUAAAUAUAAUAAAAGUAAAAAAUGCUCAUGAAAGUAAAU
Molecule: messenger RNA, 5718 nt
Organism: Procambarus clarkii (red swamp crayfish)
Lineage: Eukaryota; Metazoa; Arthropoda; Malacostraca; Decapoda; Cambaridae
Source: RefSeq, a predicted model, not a curated record